UAAGCUCAUCUAUCCACUCUUUGUUUUGAUAUCAUUUCCACAUAACCAGACACUAAACCGAAUUUUAUGAUUCUAAUUUCCGGUUUGCAAGUCAGUAUUAACCGAAAGAGAAGACACGUCAGAUUCGGCUCUUAUCCGGGCCAAGGAUAGUGAUAAUCGUGUGUCCAUUCAGAGCCUGGGUACGCAUAAUACGUGUCUUGACCUCGUCAACGCUAGUUUUUUUUUUUAAUUUCUCUGGUAAGCUCAUUUUCUCUCCUAAUGUUUCGUUUAUUCUUCUCCUUUUACUUCGAUCGUUGACGAGGUCAAGUGUCCAUCCCUCUUCCUUCUCCAAUCUUGCAUAUAAUAAUCACUCUUCUUCCCAUCACCUUUCAAAAAAAAGAUUCCUUUGAUUGUCAUUUGUCUUUUUUUCAUAACUCGUGACCAGGUUCUCUCUAACGUAAGCAUUUUGUAUUUUCCGUGUUAUUAUUUGCUAUCUGCUGUUUCUUGUUUGUUUAAUGGAUACCAAUUUGAAUAUAGCAGUAUCUUUCUUACCAAGACAAGGAGCAAUGAAGCCAGGAUCAGGAGCAUUUGCGUUGAAUCCCCAUGCAACAUCAUACGUACCACUCUAUAAAAGAGUUGAUCAUGCUGAUAUGGACGGUUUGCUGUUUGCCAACCCCACCACACAAGAUAUAAGUUUUGAAGUAUCGAUGCCCAAGAUUUCAUCUGAAGUGGCGUACAAGCUGAUAAGGGAUGACGAUUUCGAUAUGGAGAUGGAGAUUGACAUGGAUAUUGAAUACCUUCUUGUCACAUUCUCUGGUCUCUCUCAAGAGUCUAUUACUGAUGUUUACCUCGCCAAUAGUGGUGAUCUUGAAGCAACCAUUGAGAUGCUCAAUCAGCUUGAGAUAUACAGCAAUGAAGCUCAAGAAAACCUCCCAGAGACUCUGGAUAUUGGGGUUAUGUGUGAAUCAGCUGGGCCUUCAACUUCAAAAUGCUCAACACAAAAGAAGGUAGCUACUGAGGUCGCUGCAUCAUCAUCAUCACCAUCGGUUAUCCCCAGUGCACCUGUAUCGGCCUGAUUUGAAGAAUCAUUGGUUGUGCAGUUUAUUUUAUUUUAUUCUUUGUAUGAACAACACACCCAUAAUAAGUACAGUGACUGGGGGUUAACGUUCUGGUAUCAAUGAACUUGAUGGUAAUCUUAGGGUAUAUGAUAUGCGAGUGGCUAAGUGAAAUGAUAUAAUGUAUAGUUUUUUUUUUUGUGGAAUGCAAAUAUGAGUGAUGUCUUGUUUGGCAAAUUAGUUUCCUCGUUUGCACCCCACCCCUCCCCUUUGUUUGCAAACUUCAUUUCUUAUGAAUAAUAUUGAUUUUUUUUGGACAAAAUGAAUGAUAUGAUAUGUUUGUUUUUGGUAUAUUACAACUGGAGAAUCCUUAGUUUCUUGAGAUUAUAGCAAAAGAAAUGAAUAAAAAGAUUGAUGUAUAUUUUCAAUAAGAAGAAAAUUCACCCAAAAAAACGCCAACGGUCUUGGUUUCUUGGAUAUAAGUAUAUAAUGACAUCAGAAUAUUGGAUGGAAGUCAUGGAACCGGUUAUCUUUUUUGGAUUGCGAUUGCGGUUCGGUUAAUGCCAAAAAGGAAAAAUCAGGGACGGGCUUUACCAGUGCUUAAAUCAUUAACGAAACUUAAUGGACUGAACUUAGACUAGUCCGGGUUUAAAACGGGCCUUAUCAGCCAAUCAUAACAAUCCUAUUCUUUCAAAUUGUCAAUAAACAACCUUUUACAUGUGAUAGAUGUGUUCUUGGUGUAACGUAGCGAACUAGCGAUAGACUACUGAUCUCAUAUAUGUAAUAUGCUGAAAAACUCUUCAAACUCAAUGUUAUGAAAGCAGAGGAGAUGUAGUUUUCCUUUUAUGAAAAAAGCACAAAUGUUUUAUGAAGUUUUAUUUUUGAAGUUGGGACUACUUCGAGGUUUGUAUUCUACGAUGUCUACAAAACGAAGGUAAUGAAGUUUUCCAAAAAGCUAAGGAGAGAGAGAGAUUUAGCAAAAACAAUAAAAAAAACACUACAAUACAGA
Brassica rapa (field mustard) is the source of this 2043-nucleotide messenger RNA. RefSeq names its product polyadenylate-binding protein-interacting protein 5. The record is from RefSeq and is a predicted model, not a curated record. NCBI's taxonomy places the organism in Eukaryota, Viridiplantae, Streptophyta, Magnoliopsida, Brassicales, Brassicaceae. Gene Ontology annotation, molecular function: ubiquitin binding.